GACACUGGAAUCUACCUUUAAAAUCUAGCGCCUUAAGCUGUUGGCCUCCAGCUAGGCUGAGCUGGCCUCUCCCUCUGUUGCUGGAAGACUGAGAGGGAAGCCCGCUUCCUUCUGGCCUCUUGAUAAUUUUACAUCUGGACAUAUUUAUUUGUCAUUUCUAGGAUCCUUCCUCCUAGACAUUGAGUUUUAAGGUCUUAGCUUUUUUGUUGUUCUUGUUGUUAAAAUUUAUUUUGUUGUUGUUGUUCCGACUGACUUCUAUCUGACAUGAGUGUGGAUCUCCGUGGUUCCGACAGUCCGCCUUAUUACGACAAAGCAGCAAAUUCUGGUGACUCGUCACCAAUGCCUGAAGUUCACGGUCCUGAGGAAAACUGUUGCUCACACGCUGCUGCUGAGAUGCUCCAAAAAGAGAUCGCCUCUCCUCGCCCUUCCUCUGUGGACCUGCCUCUUCAGGACAGCCCUGACUCUUCCACCAGGCCCAAACUGAAGCUCACUGGUCCUGAGUCUAAAGAGGACGCCAAGAAGGGGGACAACAAGGUCCACACCAAGAAGCAGAAGAUGCGGACCGUGUUCUCUCAGGCACAGCUGUGUGCACUCAGGGACAGGUUUCAGAGGCAAAGGUACCUCAACCUCCAGCAGAUGCAAGAACUCUCUGCCAUUCUCAACCUUAGCUAUAAGCAGGUUAAGACCUGGUUCCAAAACCAAAGAAUGAAAUGUAAGCGAUGGCAGAAAAACCAGUGGCUGAAGAGCAACGGCGUGACUCAGACGGGCUCUGCAUUUGUGGAGUAUCCCAGCCUCCAUUCCAGCUAUCGCCAGGGCUGUCUGAACACAUCUGGAAGCCUUUCAGUGUGGGACAGCCAGACUUUGACCGAUGUUUGGAGCUACCAGACCGGGACCAACCCAACUUGCAGUAACCAGACCUGGACCAACCCAACUUGCAGCAACCAGGCCUUGACCAGCCUAACUUGGAGCAAUCAGGCCUUGACCAACCCAGAUUGGAACAACCAGGUCUGGAACACUCAGUCUUUGUAUUCUCAAGCCCGGAAUAGUCAGGCUUGGAACACUCCUUUCCAUAACUUUGGAGAUGACUCUCUGCAGCCUUACAUGCAGUAUCAGCAAAACUUCUCUGCCAGUGAUGUGGGGCCGAGUUUGGAAGCCACUGGGGAAAGCCACAUGUAUUUUAGUACCCCACAAGGCUUGUAAUUACUCCUGAACUACUCUGAAUACUCGGAGGGCGGGUGCAGGUAGUAAGGAGUGGACAGAUGACUCAGUUUAAAGUCAGGGCAGUGGCUGGAUUUCUUCCUUCUUUUAAAGAUUUUUGGUCUUUCAAGACAGUGUUUCAGGACUAGAGAGAUGGCUCAUGGGUUAAGAAUGUUGGCUGACCUUCCAGAGGUCCCGAGUCCGAUUCCCAACAACCACUUGGUGGCUCACAAACAUCUAUAAUGAGAUAUGGUGCCCUCUUCUGGCAUUCAGGUGUACAUGCAGACGGAAUGCUGUAUACUUAAAUAAAUAAAUAU
Peromyscus eremicus (cactus mouse) is the source of this 1514-nucleotide messenger RNA. It is a transcript of the gene Nanog, whose product is annotated as Nanog homeobox. NCBI's taxonomy places the organism in Eukaryota, Metazoa, Chordata, Mammalia, Rodentia, Cricetidae. The record is from RefSeq and is a predicted model, not a curated record. Gene Ontology annotation, biological process: regulation of transcription by RNA polymerase II. Gene Ontology annotation, molecular function: DNA-binding transcription factor activity, RNA polymerase II-specific; RNA polymerase II cis-regulatory region sequence-specific DNA binding. The transcript has 4 exons. The coding region runs from base 265 to 1200 and encodes 311 amino acids.